AUGGCCACAUUCGCCAUGAAUCGUAGAGUUCGAAGUUCUUGCAGAUCACCAGCGAAAAGAGAAGAGGUUUUCUACAGAUACUUAAAGCCAGGGGCACUUGCCCAACUUAGGGACUCGAAAAUCAAUGCCAGAUCUCAGAGACGGGACUUACAAACUCAGAUCCAUCUUUAUCGAGUUACUUCGUCGUCGUUGGCGUUGUCGACUGGAACCAAUAUACAGCCUCAGAUCGAUGGCUUCCCUUGUUUUGUUGGGAGGACUUAUGGCCCUAGAUGCCCACAAAGGAAGAAGCUUGUUGCGGCUAAGUCUUUCUAUUUUUUGAGUUCUAACCCUUCUAGUCCCGUUCCAGACACUCGAGAGUCUCUCUUAGAUGUAUUGAGUACCGAUCUUGUUGUUUCUCAUUGA
This is a messenger RNA of Macadamia integrifolia, 402 nucleotides long. RefSeq lists its product as uncharacterized. Bases 1 to 402 code for a protein of 133 amino acids. The transcript has a single exon. NCBI's taxonomy places the organism in Eukaryota, Viridiplantae, Streptophyta, Magnoliopsida, Proteales, Proteaceae. The record is from RefSeq and is a predicted model, not a curated record.